Prunus armeniaca (apricot) is the source of this 1278-nucleotide messenger RNA. Lineage: Eukaryota; Viridiplantae; Streptophyta; Magnoliopsida; Rosales; Rosaceae. The record is from the annotation of a GenBank genome assembly.
AUGGAGGCCCUGGCCAUGCCAACACAAGGUUGUCGGUUACGCAGAGAGGCAUUGUUGAGUGCCGCAUGCCUCCCUCUGCCCACAUUCGGUGAUGACCACUUGGAGACUUCUGUGCAUUAUUCCCCUUACCGGGUUAGACGACAGCUUGGGUUUGACCAAGGUGUGCCCUCUCGUCCCAACCAUGGAGAUUCCUUGAGCUUGCACAGGGUUUUCUGGACUGGUGACAGCGUGCCGGGAGACGGCAGGCCUCUUGCCCUUGCUCUGGCCAGCCGAAAGCGCGUUGGUGGUCUCUCAAAGGCCUACCAAAAUUAUUGGAACCGCUGCUUUGCCUCGCUCAGCCGAUUCCAUGCUGCCCACUCGCCGGGAAAAGUGUUGCACAUGGAAACGCGCGAGGAAAGCUGCAGCGCCGAGAAAAGGCAAGCUGUAAAAGAACCGAAAAGGUUCAUCCCCAAGGUAGCGGCAGGUGGUCCUCCCAGCUCAAGAAAGGUUGCCUUGCCCGAGUCCUUACAGCAGCAGCCUACAGCUUCCGGCAGCAGCGAGCGAGCAGCUCUAAAAGCUUCAUCUCCUCACAGUACUUCCCAAAGUAAAGGCAAGGGUAAGGGGUUUUCCGUGACCCCGAAACGUCGAAGCAUGCGUAUUCUUGAAACGCGGUUUGCUAAUACCCGAAAGAAUAAGGGUGAAGACUCGGGACCCAAAGUAGUGGUGACGGUUGAUGAUAACAGUGAUGAUGAUAGUGAUGACGAUGGCACUGCGGGAACUGAGGCUAACAUUCAUGAGCAAGAGAGCGCUCGCGAUACGAGUGGCAUGGAUGAGGACUUUGAUGAAGGCCAAUACGAUAGUCACGACGAAGACACCUAUCCGGCUUUCGGCACUAGCUUGGGGGAGUUCGAUGACUCAGACACUACUCCUGCUUUGACUGGCGAUCAUGGACAGCGUGUCGAUUUUGAACUGGUCGUGCCCGCCAUUGAAGGCACGAUAGGUGCUUCAUCGGAGGCUGAUUUUGCCCUUCCCACUACUGUCGCUGAAGUUGUCCUGAGCCUUCCGGCAGUGCAACCUCCUCCUUCUCCUAACCCAUGUACUCCUGACAUGGCUGCUGAUGCCUCUCCACUACUUCCAACAGUUCCUCCUCCUAUUUCUCCAAUUCCGAAUGCUCCUGACAUAGCUUCCGGCACCGCUCAACUCCUUCCAGCAGUACAUUCCCUUACUCUCCAAUCUCGAGCACACCAACAUAACUUCCGGCACCGCUCCACCUCUUCCAGCAGCGCAUCCCUGUGCUGA